AUGGUAACUGCAACACAUUGGAGAAGCGGGCUUGACAACUUGGUGUGCGAAGAAGUUAGGAGAGAAGUCUUUUCUCAUUACAGCAAUGAUACACCCGUGGAUGUGGCUGUGGUGCAUUUCACUCCACUGGUGCAACCAAAGAUACAGCAGCCGUUCGAGCUAGUAGAAAAAGUGGUUCGAAGUGUUUUCCAGUUUAGAAGAAAAUACUGUUUCCGUGGACUUGAGACCUUGUUUCCUGAAAGUGGACGUUUGAAAAGAACAGAACAGCUGAUGAUGACAGCAAAUGUUGAUCCAACUUUGCGUCCUUUCCAGCUCUCCAUGUCACAGUUUAGAAAUCUGUGCAAUACAUACAGGAAAAUGUGUGAUGAAGACCCAACUCUUUUUGCGUUCAACUACAGAGAAGAACUAAAGCAAAAGAAGAAGACAAGGAAUUUACUUAAAAGCACUAGUCAGCCUGAACAGACUGAAGAGGAAGAUCAGCUAUAACAGUUGUAAUUGCAGCAGACUGAUUUUUUUAUUAGUUUUAACUCCUUGAUCCAGAGGUGUUGAUUCAGUAAAAGGAGGCUUCUAUAUUCCUACAUCUGCACGAGUAUGAAAGAAAGAACUACCUUUGAGAAAGUAAAGAGAGAGGGCAGCUCUCUCUAUUCCAUUCCGCUGUAGACAAAAGGGAAAAGGCAGUCCAGAUUAUUUUUACUUCAGGGGAAUGGCUAGAACACAUACCAGGAAACAAGGUAUGUUGUGAGACAGGUAAUUAAGUUGUAAUAAUUCUGAAAUAAUUGAGCUUUGUAUGAAUGAAAGUGCAUUACUGAAAUGUAAGAAAAAUACUUUUCAUACUUCAGCAUGUAAUACGGUGUUUGGGUUUUUGUGCUUUUUUUUAUCCUGGAACAUCCUACUGUACAGAGUAAUCUAAAAAAUAGAGGCCAAGGCUUUUAUAAAUACGCUCAAGUGACUGGCUUAUGGGAGGAUAAAGUGCACCAAUUGCCUCAAGGUCUGCUAAUACUCUUCUCAUUUAUACCGAAGCAAAGAAUUUGGUAUUUAAAGCUCCAGCUAGAGAAAAGCAGCACAAUAAAAAGAAGAAAACAUGGCUAAGUACAAUACUUAUUUGUCUUUUACUGUACAGGCUGGUAGAGAAAAUAAAAAAUACAGUCAAAUAAAA
Messenger RNA from Empidonax traillii (willow flycatcher), 1156 nucleotides. Its product is annotated as dimethyladenosine transferase 1, mitochondrial-like. Gene Ontology annotation, molecular function: rRNA (adenine-N6,N6-)-dimethyltransferase activity; mitochondrial transcription factor activity. Gene Ontology annotation, biological process: transcription initiation at mitochondrial promoter; rRNA methylation. The transcript has 3 exons. NCBI's taxonomy places the organism in Eukaryota, Metazoa, Chordata, Aves, Passeriformes, Tyrannidae. Gene Ontology annotation, cellular component: mitochondrial matrix. Bases 1 to 486 code for a protein of 161 amino acids. The record is from RefSeq and is a predicted model, not a curated record.